Solea senegalensis (Senegalese sole) is the source of this 1911-nucleotide messenger RNA. It is a transcript of the gene ik, whose product is annotated as IK cytokine. Lineage: Eukaryota; Metazoa; Chordata; Actinopteri; Pleuronectiformes; Soleidae. Gene Ontology annotation, biological process: mRNA splicing, via spliceosome. The transcript has 20 exons. Bases 116 to 1744 code for a protein of 542 amino acids. The record is from RefSeq and is a predicted model, not a curated record. Gene Ontology annotation, cellular component: nucleus.
CGGAAGUGACGCAGCCAGCGCCGCUGUUUGCAGAAGCGAACUGACCGUAUCUCCGUCGUGUCCGCGGAACGGACGCGUUUUCCCGGGUGAAGCAGAGAAACGCCGCGCCGCCGCGAUGCCUGAGACUGACGUUUACUCCAACCCUCUGGCUCCUGAUGGACACGAGGUGGACGACCACCGAGCUGCAGCUCAGUCCAAACUGACCAAUGAUGACUUCAGGAAGUUGCUGAUGACGCCGAGGGCGGCACCCUCCUCGGCCCCGCCCUCCAAGUCCAGACACCAUGAAAUGCCGAGGGACUAUAACGAGGAUGAGGAUCCUGCGGCACGGAGGAGGAAGAAGAAGAGCUACUAUGCUAAGCUACGUCAGCAGGAGAUGGAGCGAGAGAGAGAGCUGGCUGAAAAGUACAGGGACCGAGCAAGAGAGAGACGAGACGGCGUCAACAAGGACUACGCAGAGACGGAGCUGAUUAGCACCACGGCUAACUACAGAGCUGUAGGACCCACUGCUGAGGCAGAUAAGUCUGCGGCAGAGAAACGUCGUCAGCUGAUCCAGGAGUCAAAGUUCUUGGGUGGUGACAUGGAGCACACUCACUUGGUGAAAGGUCUGGACUUCGCUCUGCUGCAAAAGGUGAGAGCGGAGAUCACCAGUAAAGAGAAGGAAGAAGAGGACAUGAUGGAGAAAGUCCAGAAAGAAGCAAAGAAAGAGGUGGAGCCCGAGGAGAAGAUGGAGUUCAAGACUCGUAUGGGCAGGAACAUCUACCGUGUGGUGUUCAGGUCCGGAGUGACAGAGAGGAAUGAGCUCUUCCUGCCUGGCAGGAUGGCGUACGUGGUCGAUCUGGACGAUGAGUUCACUGACACUGACAUCCCGACCACUCUGAUCCGCAGCAAAGCUGACUGUCCCAGCAUGGAGGCUCAGACCACUCUGACCACCAACGACAUCGUCAUCUCUAAGCUGACUCAGAUCCUGUCCUACCUCAGACAAGGAACACGACACAAGAAGAUGAAGAAGAAGGACAAAGGAAAACUGGAUGAUAAACGAGCUCCUGAGGCUGAUCUAAGCAUCUUCGACGACAUCGGCGACUACAUCCCAUCGAGUGUGGCCCCGCCCAAACCUGUGAAAGAAAAAGAGAGACAUCGAGAGAGGGACAGAGACCGAGAGAGGGACAGAGACCGAGAGGACGACACCAAGAGCAGGAGACACAGCUACUUUGAGAAACCACAAGGAGACGAACACCAGGUGUUGGAUGCGGACACAGGUCCAGGAUCAGUCGGAGACCAGAUCAAGAUGAUCAACGAGAAGUUUGCAGGAGCAGCAGGAAGUCAGUGGAGCAACCAGGAACCUGGUUCUCAGAGGAGAGAUGGUAAAGAACAACUCGGUGAUUUCUUUGGAGGAUCAAACUCAUAUGCUGAGUGUUACCCUGCUACGAUGGACGACCUGGCUGUGGACAGUGAUGAGGAAGUGGACUACAGUAAGAUGGACCAGGGUAAUAAGAAGGGUCCUCUUGGUCGCUGGGACUUUGACACUCAGGAGGAAUAUUCAGAUUACAUGAACAACAAGGAGGCACUGCCAAAGGCAGCAUUCCAGUACGGCAUCAAGAUGUCUGAAGGACGUAAAACGCGCCGCUUCAAAGAGACCAAUGAGAAAGCAGAGCUGGACCGACAGUGGAAGAAGAUCAGCGCGAUCAUAGAGAAGAGGAAGAAGAUGGAGGCCGAUGGGGUGGAUGUGAAGAGGCCCAAAUACUAGUCUGCUCCUUGUUUCCUUCCUUGCCUCCUUUCCUCAUAUGCUUAUUGAUCGGAGAUCUUGUCCUGGUGUCAAGGUCAAAGGUCACAGACUUUUAGUUCAUAUAUGUAAUCAGUGGUUGAUUGGAAACGUGACUCAUCAAUAAAAUAAAAACGUGACUCAUCAAUAAA